AGGCAGCACGUGUAUUUUAACCUCAAUUUAACCUGUGGAUAAUUUGUAUAUUAAUAAAAAAUGGGAAAACAAAAGAGACAAAGAAGUAUGCCUCACAAAAAACAUCCUACAGGACUUCUAUCUGUUAAAGAUUUUGAAAUGACAGAAAUUGAAGAUGUUACGAAUGAAGAUCGUGAAAGUGCUUUACAAAGAGUAUAUGAUGAAAUACAGUCCGCUAAUGUCGAAGAAAAAUUAUGUGGAUUGCAAACAGUGGAAUCAAUGUCUUGUGAUUCCACUCUCGCUGUACACAUUACGAAAAAAGGAAUUUCUAAAAUAAUAGGACCACUACUUGUUGAUAAAAAUGUGCUUGUACGAACUUGUAGCGCAAAUGCUCUAAGAUCUAUAGCAGACAACGGAAAAAUGGAAGCGCAUGUAACUUUAUUGAAAGAUGAUAUUAUGACUCCACUAUGUACUCUAUUAAAGCAAUAUUAUUCAAAUUGGCAACCAAAAGUUGAUAAUUAUGAGAAAACCAAAGUAAAUGAUGAAAGAGAAGCAUUUAUCCAAGCAGUUACAUUGUUAUGGACUUUGUGUGAAUAUAAUGAAUCUGCUGUAAAAUGUAGUAAUGAAAAUGAUAUUGAUUCUAUUUUAAUGAAGUAUUUUGAUAUUUCUACUUAUGGUAUAGAAAUUGCUAUUGUUAGUGUGCAAUGUUUAUUAUCUUUAUCAGAAAAUAAUUCUAUUGUUAUUAAGAAACUUAAGAGCUAUGAAGAUAUGCUUGUUCAACUGUUAAAUACAGAAAUAAAGGAUGGUAGUAUUUCUGAUACAAUCCAUUUUAAAACUGUUAUAAGUGGUCUGUUAAUCAAUCUUAGUAAUAAUAUAGAAAAUAAUUCUAUGAAUAUAAUUUGUAAAGUGAUAAAUGUACUUUCUGAUACACUUUCUGUUGAUUCUAAACAGUUAUUAUCCAAUUUAACUUCAAUUUUACCUCAUGAAAAAAAUAAUUUUUCAAGUAUUGCAAAGAAAAAAGUGCAGGAAAAUAGGAGAAUUUUUGGUGCACAGCAACAAGCUUUAGAGAUUUUAGCCAAUUUGUGUUCUGAAGAUGAAGAGAAUGAAAAUGACUCUGAUUUAGAGGAAUCGGAUUGUGAAACUGAAGUUAUAGAUGAUGUUUGCAUGGAUGAUAAAUUAUACAAAACCUUCUCCUCUAUGCCACUAGAAAUAAUUGAAGUAUUUAAUACUUGUAACAUAGUGAAUAAAGUAUGGGAUAAAACUAAAAUUCUAGAUAAAAAUACAAUAGAAAUACUAGAACAAAAUGUUGAAGGAAAAGAUAUCUUAAAGCAAAUUCACACAUUAAAUUGUACAGCCUAUUUGUGUUUAAAUAACUUAAUGUCAAGUUUAGAACUUGAUUCCCUUGGUGGUAUAGAAGAUAUAUAUAGAAUGUGGAUAGACAUUGGAACAGUUGUUUUCAAGGACACAAGUCCAGAUGAUAUAGAAUUAUUAGAAUCUGCUACAGCAGCUAUGAGGGCAGCAAUUCAAAAGUUAUCAGAAGGAAAAGUAAAUAUUUUUGAGCAACUGACACUAGCUGACGUUCAACCGAUGUUAAACGGAGAACGUCAAUGUCCGAAUACCAACGUACGAGUGAAUUUAAUACGAAUAUUAGGAAAUUUGGCUUUGAUUUUAAUGAAUCAUGGUACCUCCAGAGCUCACGAGAUAAUCAAGCAUAUAUCCACAUUCCUAUUAGACACUUGUAUGUCGGAGACAAAAGUUUGGGUUAUGGCUGAAUCUUUAGAUUCAAUAAUGGACAUAUAUUCUGAAGAUAAUAGUAAUGAGUUAGCAAAUGAAAUUAAGUUAUUAGACAGACUACAUACCAUAGUACCAGCUUUUAAAAAUAAGGCAAGACAACAGAGAAAAACCCUAGGUGACAAUGUUGCAGUAGUAUCUACAGUAAAUAUGAAUAUCAUGAGGUUCAUAAGGUACAAAGAAAAAAGGAUAAAAAGUCUUUAG
Molecule: messenger RNA, 1974 nt
Organism: Eufriesea mexicana
Lineage: Eukaryota; Metazoa; Arthropoda; Insecta; Hymenoptera; Apidae
Product: HEAT repeat-containing protein 3
Exons: 6
Coding region: 61-1974 (637 amino acids)
Biological process (GO): protein import into nucleus; ribosomal large subunit biogenesis
Source: RefSeq, a predicted model, not a curated record